Molecule: messenger RNA, 225 nt
Organism: Ixodes scapularis (black-legged tick)
Lineage: Eukaryota; Metazoa; Arthropoda; Arachnida; Ixodida; Ixodidae
Exons: 3
Coding region: 1-225 (74 amino acids)
Source: RefSeq, a predicted model, not a curated record
AUGUAUGGGUGCUUGUUGUGCGUGUGUGUGUACGGGCGCAGGGGUGUGCGCUACUUUGAUAGCGUACAUUUCUGUUGCUGCAUGCGAAUUUUUGACUACGUGUUUGUGUGUUUGUGUCUCUUCCGUUUUGUGGGUGUACGUAUUUUUUGUGCAUGUUUGUAUCUUUGCUUGUGUGUGUAUAUCAGCGUCUACCUGUGUUUCUGCGGACAUUGGGUGCAUCCUUAG